Molecule: messenger RNA, 1695 nt
Organism: Haliotis rufescens (red abalone)
Lineage: Eukaryota; Metazoa; Mollusca; Gastropoda; Lepetellida; Haliotidae
Product: clumping factor A-like
Exons: 4
Coding region: 1-1695 (564 amino acids)
Source: RefSeq, a predicted model, not a curated record
AUGCCGACUGGAAUGGUGGCACAAAAGGAGAGUUCGAAAAUACCUACGGAGUUGGAUGUUUUCGAUCUGGAGGAGCCACAGAGGCUGCGGAAGCUGGAGUCCCGGACAGACUCUUUAAAAGACAUGGAAGUCUCUAACGACUCAAGCCCAAUGUGGUCUGGCAUUGUCAUCUUGCAGGAUUGCUCCUGGACCAAUGUUGUUCAACUGUGUAACUUGUAUAGCGGCUCGGACAGUAACUUGUACCGUGGCUCUGACAGUAACUUGUACAGUGGCUCUGACAGUAACUUGGACAGCGGCUUGGACAGUAACUUGUACAGCGGCUCGGACAGUAACUUGGACAGCGGCUCGGACAGUAACUUGGACAGCGGCUCGGACAGUAACUUGAACAGUGGCUCGGAGAGUAACUUGAACAGUGGCUCGGAGAGUAACUUGGACAACGGCUCGGACAGUAACUUGUACCGUGGCUCGGAUAGUAACUUGUACAACGGCUCGGACAGUAACUUGUACCGUGGCUCGGACAGUAACUUGUACAGUGGCUGGGACAGUAACUUGUACCGUGGCUCGGACAGUAACUUGUACAGUGGCUCGGACAGUAACUUGUACCGUGGCUCGGACAGUAACUUGUACAGCGGCUCGGACAGUAACUUGUACCGUGGCUCUGACAGUAACUUGUACAGUGGCUCUGACAGUAACUUGGACAGCGGCCCGGACAGUAACUUGAACAGCAGCUCGGACAGUAACUUGUACAGUGGCUCGGACAGUAACUUGGACAGCGGCUCGGACAGUAACUUGGACAGUGGCUCGGACAGUAACUUGUACAGCGGCUCCGACAGUAACUUGGACAGCGGCUCGGACAGUAACUUGAACAGUGGCUCGGACAGUAACUUGGACAACGGCUCGGACAGUAACUUGUACCGUGGCUCGGAUAGUAACUUGUACAAUGGCUCGGACAGUAACUUGUACCGUGGCUCGGACAGUAACUUGUACAGAGGCUCGGACAGUAACUUGGACAGCGGCUCGGACAGUAACUUGGACAACGGCUCGGACAGUAACUUGUACCGUGGCUCGGAUAGUAACUUGUACAAUGGCUCGGACAGUAACUUGUACCGUGGCUCGGACAGUAACUUGUACAGAGGCUCUGACAGUAACUUGUACAGCGGCUCUGACAGUAACUUGUACAGAGGCUCGGACAGUAACAUGGACAGUGGCUCUGACAGUAACUUGUACAGAGGCUCGGACAGUAACAUGGACAGCGGCUCUGACAGUAACUUGUACAGAGGCUCGGACAGUAACAUGGACAGUGGCUCUGACAGUAACAUGGACAGUGGCUCUGACAGUAACAUGGACAGUGGCUCUGACAGUAACAUGGACAGCGGCUCGGACAGUAACUUGGACAGCGGCUCUGACAGUAACUUGAACAGUGGCUCGGACAGUAACUUGGACAGCGGCUCUGACAGUAACUUGUACAGAGGCUCGGACAGUAACUUGGACAGCGGCUCUGACAGUAACUUGUACAGAGGCUCGGACAGUAACUUGGACAGCGGCUCUGACAGUAACUUGUACAGAGGCUCGGACAGUAACUUGGACAGCGGCUCUGACAGUAACUUGUACAGAGGCUCGGACAGUAACUUGGACAGAGGCUCGGACAGUAACUUGAACAGUGGCUCGGACAGUAACUUGUGUAACCGAUUUUAG